UCAGUUCAACCCUAGUGCUGUUAUCAGUUAGGUGGAUGCCGAAAAAAAUGUUGCACCGGAAUUCUUGGAUGUAUCUUCUCAUGCUGCUGGGAGCAGUGUGUGCAUCUCCGAUAAUCCGCUUCAAUGCUACCAAAAAGCUUGAUGAGUGGAUUGAAAUCCCUAAUAGUUCGUGGGAAAUGACUUGGGUUCAUCGAUCUGUGGUGGAAGUACAAUCCCACGCCAAGUGGGGUUCCAAGCAAACAGAAGUGUUAUUUAUAUUCUAUUCGCGGUCCAACGCCACUGGAUCUACGUAUCGAUUAAGUGAACUGGAGAACGUUAAUGAUGCUGUGUUCAAUUCUUCGCGACCUACGCGAGUUAUCGUCCACGGGUGGUUAAAUAAUCGGGAUUCACCGUUCAAUGUGGAAGUUCGGCGGACUUAUCUGAAGAAUUGGGACUACAAUGUGAUCGUUGUGGAUUGGUCAAGUUGUGCUGGGAAGUUGAACUACAUUGCUGCUGCUUAUUGCACGACUGAAGUGGGGAAAACUGUUGCUCGUAUGCUGCUUAAUUUGAAGAUGAACAAAGGUCUAACAUUAGAUGAUGUGUACGUGGUAGGACACAGUUUGGGGGCUCACGUCGCGGGAAUAAGCGGUAAAGCUGUCGGAGGAGGAAGAAUCUCUACGAUUGUGGCGUUGGAUCCUGCAUAUCCGUUGGUUUCCUUUUGGGACCAGAACAGUAGAGUGUUUAGAGACGAUGCUCAGUACGUGGAAGUGAUUCACACCAGCGGUGGAUACUUGGGAUUUUUGGAACCAAUUGGUACGGCAGAUUUUUAUCCCAACGGAGGAGUUGUGCAACCAGGAUGUGGGUUCAAUUUUGCAGGAAUAUGCUCCCACUCGCGAUCAUGGGAACUGUUUGUAGAAUCUCUGCUGGAACCCGAGGAACGACUUAUGGCAAAACAGAUUCUUUCCCUAGAUAAUUUACAAUUUGGAAAAGACGACACCAUUCGGCUGGCCAAAAUGGGUGGCGAACCAUUGAAUCAAAAGAGUGAUGCAUCCGGCUUGUACUACAUGACGACCAGUGAUCGUAGUCCGUAUUUCGAUUCGAAUAAACCAAACUGAACCUAGGAAUUUA
Molecule: messenger RNA, 1107 nt
Organism: Aedes aegypti (yellow fever mosquito)
Lineage: Eukaryota; Metazoa; Arthropoda; Insecta; Diptera; Culicidae
Product: phospholipase A1
Exons: 2
Coding region: 36-1094 (352 amino acids)
Biological process (GO): lipid metabolic process
Molecular function (GO): lipase activity
Source: RefSeq, a predicted model, not a curated record